Molecule: messenger RNA, 6612 nt
Organism: Gavialis gangeticus (Gharial)
Lineage: Eukaryota; Metazoa; Chordata; Crocodylia; Gavialidae
Product: zinc finger protein 883-like
Biological process (GO): regulation of transcription by RNA polymerase II
Molecular function (GO): DNA-binding transcription factor activity; RNA polymerase II cis-regulatory region sequence-specific DNA binding
Source: RefSeq, a predicted model, not a curated record
CCGGGGAGGACGAGGCGGGGCCGGGACGCGCUCGCAGGUUGACUUGCCCGCGCCCGGUGUCCAGCUGCACCGCUCCACAGAAACCAGUGUUCUUCCUUCCCCUGCCUCGCCUCGCCUUCCUGCUCCUCUGUGGGACACAGUGGGGAUGGCGACAGCAAUCCUGGCUCAGCUCUGGGAGGCCUUUGAGGAUGUGGCACUAUACUUCACCCGUAAGGAAUGGGAGCAGCUGCAAGAUGGAGACAAGAUGCUUUACCGAGACCAGAUGCUGAGGAAUUACCAAGCUCUUGUUUCCUUGGGAUAUCAAGGUCCCACACCAGACUUAAUUGGCCGCAUUCAGCAAGGGGAUGUGGAGCUCUGGGUCUAUGAUGAUGAGGAACCUGGAGAAUGUAUAUGUUCUAAGGGCCUGUCUCCAGCACAUACUGGGAUGGUGAACAGAGCUGACCAGUGGCCUCCUGGGGAAGAUCCUGCAAAUCUGGAGGUGGUUUCAACCAGGAACCAGCUACCUAUGCCAUGGGAACAGAGAGCAGCUGAGUUCCAAAAGAGUCUGACAUGUAGGGAAGGAUUCAAGAGACAGAGAGUCUCCAGGAGCUAUGAGAGCAGGACUUGCAGAGGGGAGGUGUUGUAUAUAUGUGGAGAGUGUGGUGAGAGCUUUGGGGACCAACAGGAGCUCAGGGCGCAUCGGGAGACCCACAAGAGGGAGACAGUCCACCCCUGCACAGAGUGUGGGAAGAGCUUCCGUUAUAAAUCCUGUCUCAUCAAGCACCAGAGAAUGCACUCGGGGGAGGGCCCCCACCUCUGCCUCCAUUGUGGGAAGAGCUUCAUCCAGCUGUCCUGCUUCCAAGUGCACUGUCAUAUGCACUCUGGGGAAAAGAUGUACCCAUGUACCAGUUGCGGGAAGCGCUUCAACAACCCAUCCCACCUCCAAGUACACCAGCGUAUCCACACUGGGGAGAAGCCGUACCGCUGUGGCGACUGUGGGAGGAGCUUCACACAGAGCUCUGCUCUCACCACACACCAGCGCGUCCACACUGGGGAGAAGCCAUAUCGUUGCCCCGAGUGUGGAAAAAGCUUCCGGCAGAGCUCUGCUCUAGCCCAGCACCAGUAUGUCCACACCGGAGAGAAGCCCUACUGCUGCCCUGAGUGUGGGAAAAGCUUCAACCACCCAUCCCACCUGCGAGUCCACCGGCGCCUCCACACGGGGGAGAAACCACACCUCUGCCCUGCAUGUGGGAGGAGUUUCAGUGAUCCAUCCUAUCUCCGAGUCCACCUUCGCACGCACACAGGGGAGAAACCCUACCACUGCCCUGAGUGUGGAAAGAGCUUUGCCCGCCCAGAUCUCCUCCGUGUCCACGUGCUCACACACACAGGGAAGAAGCCAUAUAGCUGUGCCCAGUGUGGAAAAAGCUUCACCCGCCCAGCCUUCCUCCGAGCCCACUUGCAUGUCCACAGUGGAGAGAAGCCAUACCGGUGUGCCGAGUGUGGGAAGAGCUUCCAUGAUCCAUCUCACCUCCGGCUCCACGGGCGCAUACACACAGGGGAGAAACCAUAUCACUGUGUAGAGUGUGGGAAGAGCUUCAACAGCCCGUCCCACCUCCGUGUCCACCAGUACGUUCACACUGGGGAGAAGCCAUACAGCUGUGCUGAGUGUGGGAAGAACUUUGGCAGCCCGUCCUAUCUCCGUGUCCACCAGCGCAUCCACACAGGAGAGAAGCCAUGCCACUGUGCCAAAUGUGGGAUGAGCUUCAGGGAUCACUCAGCUCUCAACAAGCACCAGCGAACCCACAGACCAGACCCUGCCCUUCGACAGGGGCCAGUUUCUGCCAGCUCUUGCCUCAUCCUCUUCCCCACAGCCUGUGCCCUGAACUGGGGGUGGGAGAAAUGUCCUGAAAUGUCCCCCACCUCCCCAUUCACCAGACACUGGGUUUCCAUGGCCCUGGGCACAGGGAUGUUCUCUCAGAAAUGGAAGACCCAAUAGUGGGGUUAAUGGGCUGAAGCUGGGAUACAGGAGAUGACUGGGCUCAAGGAUACACUUCAGGAGCUCUGGUUUCUCCCAGUUCUGUUAUCCAUAUUGCAAGAUCCAAGGACCCUUCUUCAAGUCCCACUACUGCAGGGUUGAGGAAGAGGAGGAACAAGACAGACUUUAUUCACUUUCAUUUGGCUGAUCAAGCCACUAUUCUUCAAGUUGUGUCCAUAGUAAUGCUAUGGUCCUUUUCACUGUGUAGUAGUCCUUCUCUCAGUGGUCUGUUACUGUGUGUAAUGCCGUGCUGUAUUCUUGUGGAAGGAUCUCAGGUGGGCACCAUAGGAUUAAAGUGCAGGUGAUCUUUCUUACCCAAUUUAAUUUCACUGCAAGAUAGAUUAAGGGGGAGGUGGGGGUAAGGCUGCAUUGAGGCUGAAGUAAGAGAAGGAGAAAACUUUGCCACAGUAACUGUUCUGCCAGAGCGUGAGAAUCUCUCCAGCAAACACCAUCCCAGGAGCCAACUGCAAAGAGCAUGGAGCCAUUCAGAUAGUAGCAUUCACAGCCCACACAUCUCUUUCCCCCUCCCCACCCCAAAAGGUUCAAGGUGAUGUAGUUCUCCCAACAGACUCAGGUGCCCACUUUGUGGGGGAGGGGGACAUGAACAUGAAUAAGAGCCAUUGCCACUGGUGUAUUUGGGAUUAUUGCUGGUUUUGUAGACAUAAUUAUGGUAGUCUGGGAAGGUUUUGCAUAUCGUCAUUUGUAGGGUGCCAUCCGAAAUAUGAACUGAGAUUAUCUAGAAAGUUAGUGUAAAAAUAUUCCGGUGAAAGUUUGAUCAAGGGGUGUUACUUGUUGAACCUAUAGUGGAAGUCAGUGAGUCCAACUGUUCAAUUCAGGUGAUGAAAAUCAUGUUUACCUGGUUAGAAUGCAGGUUUGAUAGUUGAAAAUGAAGCUGCUCUGGGUAAUGAUUAAAUGGACAUGAUGUUGCAGAUCUAACUGUAGUCUGUUUUCUUGUAGAUACUUCAGGCAGGCAGCUCUGUGUCUUCAUGGUGUGGGAUGUUAGUGUACAGGGUGCUGACAUCCAUGGGUGCAAGUAUGGCCAGGAAGGUAGUUGAUAAUCUCAGUUUUGUUGAGGAAGUCUGUUGUCUUGCAGAAAACAUGGUCUUUGGGUGACAAGUGGUUUUAGGAUAGUUUCUGUGAACCCGGCUACUCUUCAGUGAGGGUACAACGGUUGGAUCAUAUAAUGAUCUACCAGAGUCGUCUUAUUCAUGGAUCUUUAGGAGUAUAUAGAAAGCUCGUGGAGUGGGGGAUAAGUGGAAGCAGUUUUUCCUUAAACUGGUAUGGAAAGGUUUUAAUAAUACUUUCCAGUUCCAGAGUAAAUACUGGUGGGAGAACCUCCUGAAGUUCUUCAUAGUAGCUGGUGUUACAGCUCUUUUGUCCAAUGGUUUGAUUUACUAUUUCAGUGAUGGAUCUUAGGAACUGUAUAACCUCUGAGAGAGAGAGGUUAUCAUUGCCCUGGCUUUUCUUCAGAAUUUGCUGUUAGCUUUCUUCCUGAAACAGUCAAUUAAAUUGUCCAGCAUGUGAUUCUCUCUGCUGGGAAGUGUCUAAUCCAAUGUGAUGUUAUUGUUGUUGUUUGUUUUUAUCUGUUGUGGCAAGAAGGUUUUCAGAGGUGGUUCUGUCCUAGUCGUGGAAUUAUUUUCAGGCAAAGUCUGCAGAACAAUUCUUCUAAUUCUCCAGAUAUUAGUAUCUUGUCAAGUUGUUCCUUUGGGCAGAAGUUCAAGGCCUUUGAAGAGCACAGGUAUUUCCAAGUGAGAUGAGGAGGGUGUUAAUGAUGUAGGUGUUCUAGGUGACACUGUUUUGAUUCUUCCCUGCAUUGCUGGUGUGCUGCCUAUAAGGGCUUGUUCUGUGGUAGCCAGUUCCCCUUUUUUCUUAUGCUAGGUGGCUGUCAUCAGGUAUUUUUGGUGGUACAUUUGGGUCUGCUGUACAGUAAUCAUUUAUGUCUCUAGAUUGAUCUCUCUUAAGUAGCAUAAGUAAGUAUUGUUACCAGACUUAAUGUUAGACUUCAUAAGAAAUCCUAAAAUGCUUAGACAGCAAUAGUUUGUUCUCUGAAGAGAGUUUGAGCACAGCGAUUUGCAAUUUCAAGCAUGCAACAAACAACAGAAAAAAUCUCCCUAAGCUAAGAUACAGCCCAAUAAGACACAGUAACAACAUACAGCUCAGCCUAACUUCAAAUGUAACAUAAGCCAAAAAGACAACAGAAAGCCUUGCAUAGAUCUUAUGUAAUCCUGAGGGAAGAACAUCCCCUUGCAGCCAGGUAUUUGGAUGGUCUUUCUGGGAAUCUGCAGACCUGGGCAGGUGAGGAAGAGAUCCCACAGACCUCAUCUUUACCUGGGUUCUUAUAGGUGAUCUGUGCCACCUCCUCUCCUUUUAGUGCCUUGACAAUAGCAUGCUUCUUGCAUCUGCCAUGUACCACAUACCGCUCAUGACUCGCAUGUUCAGUGUCUUUGUCACUUCUCAGGUAUUCCAGUCUCUCACCUCUUAAAGGUUCCACUUUGAAAUGUAAAUGUAGCUGCCUGCGUGUAGCUUAAGAAUCAGUAAAAAGGUUUGCAAUCAUUAUGAUUGUGCCAGGCCUUUGCUAACAUAUCCUGUUUUAAGUUUAUCCCUUUUAGAGUAGGUUAGGUGAAUAAGAUGGUUUCUCAGUUUUUCUGUGCAGGAGAACCUCAGUUGUGUUGCAUAUAUGGUGUUGUGAGUGUUAGGUAAAAGUUGCAGAUGAGUCUCCUUGGAAUGAUGUUAGGUUUUGUGUACAAGCUUAAGAAAAUGUCAUGCACUCUGCCUUCUCUUUUCUUCAGGUUUUGGAUUUUCUAUGUGAGCAGCAGAUUUCUAUAUCUUCCAUGUUAUGGUAGUAUUUAAGUGAUAAUGUAGCCAUAAUGGUUGAGAAAUUAUGUGAAAGGCAAGGAUUUUUGUGGGUGGUAUCUUCUAUUGGACCAGCUGCAUGGUUGAGCUUUCCUCCCAGACCUGACAAAGAAUGCCUUGUGUUCAAAAGCGUGUCCCAAGUCAUUAGGGAAGACUUUAUCACUGCCUGCCACCUCUUGCCUCCUGGGAUUGCUGCUUGACAUAACUGCUGCUCCAUCACUUAGUGGUCAUGCCACCCCACUGCUCCACAGCCUGGACCAGUGUGGAGGUCAUGUCACCUGCUGCUGUCACCGAUACCACAACUUUGGGGAUUGCAACCUCAGGUUUGCCAACACUGCUGCUGCUCUGGGGAGCACCACUGGACUUGUCUUCAGAUUCAUAGGAUCACCACUAGGUUAGCUGCCCUGUGGCCACCACGGCUGUCACUGCAUCACACGGGAGUUCUAUUUUUGGGACCACUGCUGCCAACCUGUAGAGCAAUGCUAAGAUGCAGCCUUUUGAAAUCACUGCUCUGCUGCUUGCUUUGAGGAGUGCUGCAUGGGGUUGUCACUUUUGCUGCUCACCACUCUGGGUUGUAGUCUGCUGUUGCUUUGUAAGUGCUUCUGGGAUCUCUAGCUGCUGGUACAGAGAGCACCCCUUCUGAGAUGUUAGCUCUUGGUCUCAGUGCCACAGCUCAGUUGACUAUUACUAUUGAAGGUCUUAACCAGCCUCAGUAAGAAUGCCUUCAAAGGGGGACUCCACAGUACAGUCUCCUUGGACUCUCUCCCUUUAAAAAAAAAAAUCGCGUGUUGUUGGACUCAACUCAGGGUAUAGUGUGUUCUGACAUCCCCAUGAUUCCUGUGCAGCUGAGAUCAGGAUACACACAUGCUGACUGACCCUGAGAUCAGGAUUCCCUUUGUACAAAUCCCACAUGAGAAACCUGCUAGGGAGCCCACUAGAAGAUGUGCCAGUGCUUGGGAGGAGCUGGGAGAAAUGUGUAGGUGCCUGGGUGAUAAGAACCUUGUGGGAAUUGGGUGCCUGGAUGUGCCCAGUUAAAAACUGAACUGGCCUUUUAAGAUGGUGGAAACUCUGCUGCAUGUAUUCUGGGUGCAGAGAAUGAGUGGUGAGGGGGUGGGAAGGAUCAGUGAUUGGGGGAGAUAAAAGGGCAGCCUGAGGCCAGACAAAGGGCCAGGGGUGUUGGGAUUAGGGGUUAGGGGUGGGUUGGAAUUGGUGGGUGGGCAUGGAUGUGGAUGUUGGGGUUGAGGGGGGUGGAGUAGAGGUUGGGGUUGCAAUAAAGGGGUUAGGAGUUAAGUGUUAGGAUUAGGGUUUCCUCCUGAAUAUUUGGGACCAAUAUAGAAUAUUUAGAUAUUGUAUCCUUUUUAUUAAGUUUAUAGAUACCGACAACUUAAUUUUUGCAGUAAUUGCCUAAUUUUCUUCGUGUGUAUGCAUAUACUCUCCAUCUUUGGUGAAUGAACAAAAUCAAAUCUAAGUGUCUUACCAGGACCAGCCACUGGCUGUCACUGCUGCUCCUGGCUGAGUGAGCAGCCCUUUGCAGUACCUGAACCACUGGAUGUUACUACUGCUCCAUGUAGGGAUUAAAAUGCAGCCUUUGCUGGCCUCUAAGCGGACCUCAGGUGUCACUGCUGCCCCACAUGGAGGCAAGGAUGUAAUUUACUCUGCCUAGUCCAACUUGAAGUGGUGCAAUCACUAGGAAAAACUUGUUUAUUUAUUAAUUUGCAAUAAAGGGACUGAACACCAAGGUCAAA